AGCUCCAGUCAGUGUCGGAUAGACCCCGGAUCUAGUCACGGCCUAGGACUAACUCUAUUGUGAUAAACGGUUCGAGCGGUUCUGAAAGAAAGAGUGCUAAAGAUGGGCAGACUAUCGUCAGUGAUUCUUCUGGCAGCAGCUUUCGCAGGAAGCCAGUCGGCACCGGCCACCACCAUUAUCCAUCACCAACCGGCCCAGUACUACCUGGUGCAGCCGCAACCCUCCACCCUCAAGAUUCAACCGCAUCUCAUCCAACCGAUUCAACAUCUGAAGCUGGAACCCAAGCAGCAGCAGCUGGUCUACUACUACCCAUCGAUCCCGCUGAGCAGCCACAUUACCUAUGACAAACCGAUCCGGCUGGUAUCGCUCAAGCAGGAGGAGCAACCGUGGUGGCAGGGUUUCGUAAACUUCUUCCAACCAACCGAAAAACCAGCCGAAUCGGCCGAAUCUGCUACGGAGGCUCCCGAAGCACCCGCCGCUCCGGCCGCUCCGGUCGCUCCCGCCGCUCCAGCCGCUCCAGCCGAAGCUGAUUUCUUGGACGCUGCGAUGAUGAAGAAUCAGAUCUUCAUGGCUCCAGCCGAUGCCGAACAGCUGCCAUCCAAGGCCGAAGUCCAAUCCAACCCGCAAGGCCAACGCUACUACAUCCUGUCCGGAGCUCCUCAAUUCUACGGAAACUUUGACGCCCUGCAGAACCCAUUGAACCCAAUCUUCAGCCUUCAGCCACUGCAGACCAUCCACGCUCGAUCCAACUCGGACUCGAUCCAAGCCGAAGACGGCCAAAUCAAGUUCCAACCGCAGAUCGUAUCCUCGAUCGCCCCGAUUGCCCCCGUUCCAGCUCUAGUUCCAGCGCAACUGAAGAACGACCUGCUGGAUUCGCAUCCGGACAAGGUGCCAGCCAUCGAUCGUACCUGGGCUCGCUCGUUGGAUGACGAACCAGCACCGGAACCGGAGGUCGCUCAGGGCCGUUCGCAAUCGGAUGAACCUAGCGAGCAAAACCUGCCACAGGUCACCGACGACGAGAACCAGAAGGAGGAAAUGGGUUCGCUUCGCCAGUCAGAUGAACCGUCGGUUGCGGCCGUCAAACCAAUCGCAAUUGCCCUCGCCGGACGAGGAGGAGUGGCCGCAUCGGCCCCAACUGGAACUGCCAUCGCCGGCAAGAAUGGAUUGGCUCUCGCCUCGCCGACUGCAACUUCCGUUGCCGGAAACUUCUUCGAAGAUGAAGAUGAUGAUAAGAAGAACUGAAAUCUGAACUCUUGGAAAACCGACCUGGAACUAGAUCAAUUUUAGUGGCGUAGUCGUAGUAUUUAGAUGUAGCAAUGUGAGCAAUGACACAAUCUCAACAAUGGUGCUGGUAGGAAAAGCUUAAGGGCGGUCGGAUUCCCCGAUUUUUGCGAGGGAAUCCUGGAUCGCCUGGUUGGAGGGAACAAGGAUAUUUUCGUAUACGUAAACGUAGCUCUUGGUUCCUUUUCGC
Ochlerotatus camptorhynchus is the source of this 1471-nucleotide messenger RNA. RefSeq lists its product as uncharacterized. Lineage: Eukaryota; Metazoa; Arthropoda; Insecta; Diptera; Culicidae. The record is from RefSeq and is a predicted model, not a curated record. The transcript is spliced from 2 exons. Bases 103 to 1242 code for a protein of 379 amino acids.